AUGUCCGACGAUAACAUCAGCGAAAAGCAUCAUGCUUCCACCCAAGAGGCGCUGAAACGCAUACAAACUGCGGACAGCGUCUUGCUUCCUAUUCCCCGCGAUGCUUUUGAAAAACUCUAUCUGACCCCCAAGACGCCUGCGGCGGGUCAAUUGCGCCGGACAUUUGGUAACCCGACUCCUGUCGCCUUGAUGGGCUUCUUGCUUGCCGCAACCCCGAAUUCAAUGGCGGCAAUGGGCUGGAGGGGUGCGGGGGGGAAAUGGAGGAGCUAUCUUGCUCCUUUUGGGAUUGCGCAAGGCACAUCCCUUAUGCCCUUCUUCGCUGUCGGCACAAACUACGCGUCGUCAGGAAACACUCUCCAAGGUAUACAAACACCCGAGUACAACGCGACGGUGGGCUUAUACUACGUUACGCUCGCUAUUGUGACUGCCGUUUACUUGAUGUGUUCUAUUCGCACCAAUGUUUCGCUUUUCCUCGCUCUGUUCUUCCUAGUGAUCACCUUUGCUCUUUUCGCAGCUGUGUAUUUCCAAAACGCGCUGGGAAAUACUGCCACGGCAGCAAAACUGCAGGUGGCUGGUGGUGCAUGUAACUUCGUGGUCUGUCUUCCCAUAUGGCACAUCUUUAUUGCUCAGAUAUGUGAAGCCGUCGACUUCCCCUUCGCUAUUCCCGUUGGUGACUUGAGUACUAUUGUGAUCGGUAGAAGCCAGAAAGCGAGGAGGAAGGCCAACAGGAGUGACCAAGAUGUUACAGCCCAAUGA
Messenger RNA from Penicillium chermesinum, 756 nucleotides. RefSeq names its product putative plasma membrane ammonium transporter (Ato3). The transcript is spliced from 3 exons. Lineage: Eukaryota; Fungi; Ascomycota; Eurotiomycetes; Eurotiales; Aspergillaceae. The record is from RefSeq and is a predicted model, not a curated record. The coding region runs from base 1 to 756 and encodes 251 amino acids. Gene Ontology annotation, molecular function: acetate transmembrane transporter activity. Gene Ontology annotation, cellular component: plasma membrane.